AUGGGCAGGAAGAAGGUGCGAAGAAAAGUCAACAUGCCCAGAAAGCAGACCAAGCUUGAAAGGCAGUUCAACUGUCCAAUGUGCAGCCACGAGAAUGUUGUACAAUGUGUGAUCAAGAAGAUGCAGAUGAAGGGAAUUGCUCGGUGCUCAGUAUGCGAGGCAAGUUUUAUGUGCGACAUAGAUAAACUCACAACAGGAAUAGAUGUGUACUCUGCAUGGGUUGAUAGCUGCAGUAAGGAUUGA
This is a messenger RNA of Ordospora colligata OC4, 243 nucleotides long. RefSeq lists its product as uncharacterized. Lineage: Eukaryota; Fungi; Microsporidia; Ordosporidae. Bases 1 to 243 code for a protein of 80 amino acids. The record is from RefSeq and is a predicted model, not a curated record. Gene Ontology annotation, biological process: transcription elongation by RNA polymerase II. The transcript has a single exon. Gene Ontology annotation, molecular function: RNA polymerase II complex binding. Gene Ontology annotation, cellular component: transcription elongation factor complex.